Molecule: messenger RNA, 1088 nt
Organism: Owenia fusiformis
Lineage: Eukaryota; Metazoa; Annelida; Polychaeta; Sabellida; Oweniidae
Source: the annotation of a GenBank genome assembly
ACUUAUAACCUGAAGCCAAACGCAUGAAACGGGGAAUACUGAUACCUGCUGAUAUUGUCUCAUAAGCGAGUGUAUAUACAAUUACGUAACAUCAUUUGGUGAGCCAAAUAUAAUGCUACAUGCCGAUCUCAACCCGCAAAUACAAUUGCCUUAAAAACCAGUUUUCAAAUAGGUGGUUUAUUAUUUGGAGGGCGUUAGCAAAAUAAGAAUCUAUUUUGUGAACGAUAGAGGUGGAAAUCAAGACUGACAACAUGAAUUCUUUUAUUUUGUGCACAGUGUUAGCAUUUGUUGGGCUGGCUUAUGGGCAAAAUGCCACAACCACCACCACCACUGAAGCUGCGACUGAAGCUGCGACUGAAGCUGCAACUGAAGCUCCAUCUUGUAACAUACUUGACGCAAAGGGCUGUCUGCAGGGGUUCUCAGUUGGAAACUUGACUAGUCUUUGCUUAUUUUUGGACAAUGGUGAAAAUAUCACAAAUUGUGUACGUGAAAAGACAGGUUGCGUGCCAAGUACUAUUCCAGAGUUUACUACAAUCCAAUCUGCGGCGAAGACAGCGGGUUUCCUAAACCAGUGCAAUGCAGGUGUCUUCUUGGAACCAGUUGUGAUGACCAUUUUCCUGUCAGCCCUUUGUGUCGUAUAUAAUAUGUUCAAACAUUAGAGCGUUAUUUGCAACACUAUUGAAUAUUGGAGCAUUUUAAUAUAAUAUUAUCAAAUGUUAGAGCCUUCUCUGCAACGUCAUCGAGCCUAACAUUUGAGCGCAAGCCUCGCCUCUGUGAACUUCAACCUGACAGUGAACAAUACAAUUGAUACACAAGAUAUAAGAAAAUAUAUGUCAAUACAAUAUAUACAUAUACUGAACAUAGAAUACAUGAUUCUAAAAAUGCUCUCUUCCUAAAAUAUGUGUGUUUGAUAUUAUGUUUAGUUAUUUUUAAAAACACAAAAAGCUAUCGUUCGAUAUUUACCACAGUCCGACCUAUGGCUGAACGUACAGAGAGACACAAAUAGAGUUAUUCUCCAGUUGCCCUGUUUUAGAGUCCCCGCGUUACGCUAGAACUGAACGAAUCGUUCGUUCGGAGAAUAACAUUAA